Molecule: messenger RNA, 2603 nt
Organism: Tupaia belangeri chinensis (Chinese tree shrew)
Lineage: Eukaryota; Metazoa; Chordata; Mammalia; Scandentia; Tupaiidae
Product: potassium voltage-gated channel subfamily D member 2
Exons: 4
Coding region: 51-611 (186 amino acids)
Biological process (GO): potassium ion transport
Cellular component (GO): voltage-gated potassium channel complex
Molecular function (GO): voltage-gated potassium channel activity
Source: RefSeq, a predicted model, not a curated record
CGAGGCUCGCCAGGAUCCGGGCAGCCAAGAGCGGAAGCGCAAACGCCUACAUGCAGAGCAAACGGAAUGGCUUACUCAGUAAUCAGCUGCAGUCCUCAGAGGAUGAGCAGGCCUUUGUUAGCAAAUCGGGCUCCAGCUUUGAAACUCAGCACCACCACCUGCUUCACUGCCUAGAAAAAACCACGAAUCAUGAGUUUGUGGAUGAACAAGUCUUUGAAGAAAGCUGCAUGGAAGUUGCAACAGUUAAUCGUCCUUCAAGUCAUAGUCCCUCCCUCUCUUCACAACAAGGAGUCACCAGCACUUGCUGUUCACGACGACAUAAAAAAACUUUCCGCAUCCCAAAUGCCAACAUCUCGGGAAGCCACCGAGGCAGUGUGCAAGAACUCAGUACCAUUCAGAUCAGAUGUGUGGAAGGAACCCCACUAUCUAACAGCCGAUCCAGUUUAAAUGCCAAAAUGGAAGAGUGUGUUAAACUAAACUGUGAACAACCUUAUGUGACUACAGCAAUAAUAAGCAUCCCAACACCUCCAGUAACCACACCAGAAGGAGAUGACAGGCCGGAGUCUCCUGAGUAUGCAGGAGGAAAUAUUGUCAGAGUGUCUGCACUGUAAGACAAUCAAAAUCAGGUCUAAGAGAAUUUGAGCACUGGCUGUGGAAAGAAUCCCAAUGAAGAAGAAAGAAGAAACAAUAAACCUUUUGCAGAUUAAGACAGCAAAGCAAAAAGGUUGGUAGUGGAAAAAAAAAAAAAAAAGAAAGUUUCCAAACUUGAGGAUGUGAAUAAAACCACCACAUGGCAUUUCUAGACAGAGUUUAACCUGUUAUACAGAGAAAUAUUCUGUGGCCCUUUGACUUUGUGAAUGAGCACAAUGAAAUGCCGCCUAUUGAUGCUUCUUAUGAUCAGAACUCUUUUAUAAUAAGAUAAAUAAAUCUUUGAACAUAAUGUUUCAGUUGAAUGCAAAACAAAAAAAAUAUGGAAAACAUUUUGAUAAAAAUUUUUCCUGUUAAAUCCAUGAACAUUGGCUAUGAUGAAGAUUAUUACAUUAAAAAAAAUCAUACAACAUGUUUGUACUGACUGAAGGAAACCAUCAUAAUGCAUGCUAGAAUUCUUUGGAGCAGUGAUCUCAGUUUCCUUAUGUUGUCUUCAGAAUAGGCAUGAUAAACUAUAAUUGUAGAAAGGGGGAAUUUCUGUGCACUUACAACAAGCUGACUGUUCAUGUUCAAUGGUGGGCUGUCCUAACAAGCUCCUUUUAGAACUGCAGUAUUUCUCAUGCGGAUGCCCAGUAGUAAACCUAAAAUGUUCAGAUAGUUCAGCAUUAUCGUUUAACCUUGCACCUAGAUACUGUUACAACUGCAAUAAUUCAUUGUACACCUGUUGUAUCAGGAAUCAGGAUUUUUUUGUCGUUGUACUUUCCGGAUCUUCAUAGAUACAGUAAAAGCCACAUUCAUAGAAAAAAUUUCUAGUGUGGCUAGGUUUUAGGUAACUUUUUAAUCCAAAACUAUUGUGCCAUAAAUGUUUUUCAGUAAUAUUCUUUGGUCUACUGUAUUCUUGUGACACAGUGCAUUAUCUGUUCCUGUAUUUCUAUAGCACCUUUCUAUUGGGUUUAUUGUCAUCAACUGGACUAAUGUUUAUUGUAGUUCAAAUGACUUUCCUACUUUUGUAUUCUCCCCCCAAAAUUAUCUUGUAAGUAGAUUAUCAUCAAUCCCCUUGUCAAAACUAGAAAAAAGGAGUUGACAUCUAUGAAUUAUUGCUAAUGUCUUUGCUGUUCAUGGAAAAGCCCAGAUACUGGAUAUAUCACUAUGUGUUUCAUGAAAAGAGUUGGCUGGGACUAAUAUCACAGGAUCAAUGAUCUCAGAAUUUACUUGAUGUAUUAUUUAUUUUGCUUUAGAUCUUGAAUACAUUUUGAGACUAACUAAUGUGAAUUGAAAUGCAGAGAUAAACUGGAGUGCUUUAUGUAGCAAUAUUUUGAUGAAAGCACGCUUUCUAUACCAUUCAGGAAGGCGCACAAAUUUAUCUCAGAAAGUUUCCUGUAUACUGCAAGAUGCAAUUUUCUCCAGUAAAUCAGGAGAACAGGAGUUUGAUGAUGCAAAGUUGAUUUCUAUGUACAUUUAAGUGAAAAGUCUUUAUACCUUUUCACCCUUUAAAUAUAUCAGCAGACGUGUCUGCACGUGACGAUGUAAAAAAGUUUUAUGUCAAAUGAGAAGUUUUGUUCAUUCCAAGCCACCACUGUAAGGAAUAAAGCUUAGCUUCUGUACAUGAAAAGAGUUAAUAAUUAUCUCUCUAUUAUAGAGAUUUUAAAAUGCUUCUUGUAAUUUAUCAUAAAAAGAAAUUAAUCCAACCAUUUUCAAGUAAAGCCAGAAAUGUUUGCUUCCCAUGUCUAGACUAGCUCCUAAAACAGUGCUGUACACACAAUAGGUCUUAAUAAACGUUUGCUGAGUGAAAGUAAGAGAAACUCAACUAUCUCUUGGGAAGUACUGGCUUCAUUCCUCAUUAUGUCUCUUAAAAAGUUACUAACCUUCCAGCAGCGUGAAUAUUAACAAUUAUAUUAACACCUGCCUGUUGUCACUUUAUGCUUCUAGAGCAAAUGUAUAGUGAAACUUCUUCG